Molecule: messenger RNA, 1349 nt
Organism: Olea europaea var. sylvestris
Lineage: Eukaryota; Viridiplantae; Streptophyta; Magnoliopsida; Lamiales; Oleaceae
Product: S-type anion channel SLAH1-like
Exons: 2
Coding region: 56-1171 (371 amino acids)
Biological process (GO): transmembrane transport; intracellular monoatomic ion homeostasis
Cellular component (GO): membrane
Molecular function (GO): voltage-gated monoatomic anion channel activity
Source: RefSeq, a predicted model, not a curated record
CAUAAUCAAACCAGAAAGAUAUACAUAUAAAUAUAUAAGUAAAGUAUAAUAUUCGAUGGAGGAUUCAUCGAUUAAGAUAGUUAUUGACUCUUCAAACAAUCCACAAGGAAAUGGUGAUAUAGCCAAGAAAUCACCACCGUCCAUUUUAACCAGGCUCCAUGCAGGCUAUUUCAGAAUAACUCUAUCUUUUGGGGGUCAAGUUUUGCUAUGGAAAACCCUAAGUGAACAUGUAUACGAAACACAAGCUAUUCAUGUCAUUCUACAUAUUCAUACCUUCCCUUCAAUGGCUUUUCUUCUACUCUGGUGGCUUGCCCUGUGCAUUCUCACUCUUCUCUCUGUUCUCUACAUUUUGAGGUGCAUUUUUUACUUCAAUCUUGUGAAAGCAGAGUUCUUGCACCAUGUUGGUGUCAACUAUCUUUUCACUCCAUGGAUUUCAUGGCUUAUUUUGCUCCAAACAGUUCCAUUUGUGACUGCAAAUGCUGUUUCCUAUCAUAUUCUGUGGUGGGUUUUUGUUGUUCCUGUAGUCGUACUUGAUCUCAAGAUUUAUGGGCAGUGGUUUACAACAGAAAAACGGUUUCUGUCGAUGGUGGCAAAUCCUACAAGCCAGUUAUCAGUUAUAGGGAAUUUGGUAGGUGCAUGGACUGCAGCAAGAAUGGGAUGGAAAGAGAGUGCUGUUUGCAUAUUUACACUCGGUUUGGCUCAUUAUUUGGUGGUGUUUAUCACGCUUUAUCAGCGAUUAUCGGGUGCUAAUCGUUUUCCCGCAAUGCUCCGGCCAGUCUUCUUUUUGUUUGUUGCUGCACCAAGCAUCGGGAGCUUGGCUUGGAGCUCCAUUUCUGGCAGUUUUGACAUGCCAUGCAAAAUGCUGUUUUUUCUCUCGCUAUUCCUCUUCUCAUCAUUGAUAUGUCGGCCAAGAAUUUUCAAGAAAUCGAUGAAGAGGUUCAAUGUAGCAUGGUGGGCAUACUCAUUUCCCUUGACAUUCCUCGCACUUGCCUCAGCAGAAUAUGCACAACAGGUUAAAGGCGUUGUAGCACCCACACUACUGCUCAUCAUUUCAGCCCUCUCAGUUUUGGUUUUCCUUGUAAUUUUGGUCAUUACUGUCAUCAACACCGAUAAGCUUUUGCGCGAAAGCGAUCCUUAUCUGGGUUUUGCGGGCAAUACCUAUAAAUCCUAGAGCAGGUGAAUCUACCCGCCGAGGAUGUGGAAAAUAUUGAAAUAUGACAAAUUGUGUACUAUUGGACCCUACCAUCUAUCUAUUAAAAAGUUAAGAUGAGUAACAUAAUGCAUAAAUAUUUGGCUAAACUUUUGCAUGGUACGAGUUUUAUAGCGAUAAAACAGGUCACUGUGUAUGU